This is a messenger RNA of Ziziphus jujuba (common jujube), 2834 nucleotides long. RefSeq names its product phospholipid:diacylglycerol acyltransferase 1. The record is from RefSeq and is a predicted model, not a curated record. Gene Ontology annotation, biological process: lipid metabolic process. The transcript has 7 exons. Bases 502 to 2556 code for a protein of 684 amino acids. Lineage: Eukaryota; Viridiplantae; Streptophyta; Magnoliopsida; Rosales; Rhamnaceae. Gene Ontology annotation, cellular component: cytoplasm.
CCUUUGUUACCAUUCCCACUCAAUUUCCGUUAGCCCUACCGUUUGGUUGCCCAGAAAAAAAAUAAAAUAAAAUAAAAUAAAAUUCCAACAAUCCAACAUCGACUGUAUGGGUAUUUACCGACUGUAGAGUUACAGUCAUGGGCUUUGUAGAUUUGUAGAUUCGGUGUUAUCUUAAAAUAUUGUGUCACCUUGAAGUUUGGUACUUUGAUGUCGUAAUUUAAUAGCUUUUGAAUCACUUUCUUUUUUUUUCUUUUUCGAAAAAGUUGUACUAGAAAAAGAAAAGAAAAGAAAAUUUUCUCUGAAAAUUCAAACUUGAUUAAUUAGCUCGAUAUUACCAAAAAAAUAAAAAAAUUCUUAUAUUAUUUAUUUUAUUUUAUUUUAUGUUAUGGGAAGCAUAUGAAACUUGAACAAGUGCGUACCGUUACUGUGCUUGAGAUUCACACGGUUUUGGUAUUUUUUGUCGAUUAGUAGCUGAAAAGCUUCUACGCACAGUAGCGAAUAAUGGCUUUGUUUCGGCGAAGAAAGACUCCUUCGGAUACUUCAAAGAACAGGAGCGAAAACAGCAAACAAGAAGAAGAAGAAGAAAAGGAAGAAGAAGAAAUAGAGGAUGAUAAAAAGAAGAAGAUACCACCGAAAGGUAAAAUAUGGAGGCAGAAGAAGAAGAAGAGCAAAUGGUCGUGUUUGGAUACAUGCUGUUGGUUAGUGGGUUGCAUUUGCACAAUUUGGUGGUUUUUGCUGUUUAUGUAUAAUGCUAUGCCGGCUUCUUUCCCUCAGUAUGUGACCGAGGCGAUCACGGGACCGAUGCCGGAUCCGCCCGGUGUCAAAUUGAGGAAAGAAGGGUUGAGGGCUAAGCAUCCCGUGGUGUUCGUACCCGGGAUUGUCACCGGCGGGCUCGAAUUGUGGGAGGGCCACCAAUGCGCCGAGGGACUGUUCCGGAAACGCCUCUGGGGCGGCACGUUUGGAGAAGUUUACAAAAGACCCUUAUGCUGGGUGGAGCACAUGUCACUGGACAAUGAAACUGGAUUGGAUCCUUCUGGUGUAAGGGUCAGGCCUGUGACUGGACUUGUGGCUGCUGAUUACUUUGCUCCAGGGUACUUUGUGUGGGCAGUUCUGAUUGCUAACUUGGCUCGCAUUGGUUAUGAGGAGAAAACAAUGUAUAUGGCUGCAUAUGAUUGGAGACUCGCGUUUCAGAAUACUGAGGUAAGAGAUCAGACUCUAAGCCGGAUAAAAAGUAACAUUGAAUUGAUGGUUACUACUAAUGGUGGGAAAAAGGCAGUUAUUAUUCCACAUUCAAUGGGUGUCUUGUACUUCCUGCACUUUAUGAAGUGGGUUGAGGCCCCAGCUCCAAUGGGUGGUGGGGGAGGACCAGAUUGGUGUUCGAAGCAUAUUAAGGCAGUGAUGAACAUUGGUGGACCAUUUUUGGGUGUUCCAAAGGCUGUCUCUGGGCUUUUCUCUGCUGAAGCCAAGGAUAUUGCAGUUGCCAGGGCCAUUGCACCUGGUUUUUUGGAUAACGAUCUAUUUCGUCUUCAAACUUUGCAACAUGUAAUGAAGAUGACUCGCACUUGGGACUCAACCAUGUCUAUGAUACCAAAAGGUGGGGACACAAUAUGGGGUGGUCUUGAUUGGUCUCCUGAGGAAGGGUUUCGUCCUAGCACGAAGAGACAAAAAAACAAUGAUACCCAGUUUACAAGAGAAAAUAAGGCUCAUGAUCUAGUUUCUGAAUCAAAAACUAUUAAAUAUGGAAGGAUUAUAUCAUUUGGAAAAGAUGUAGCAGAGGCACAUUCAUCUGAGAUAGAAAGGACUGACUUUAAGGGUGCCAUUAAGGGUUUUAAUGUUGCAAAUACUACUUGUCGGGAUGUAUGGACUGAGUACCAUGACAUGGGAAUUGAGGGUAUCAGAGCUGUUGCAGAUUAUAAAGUAUACACUGCUGGAUCAGUUGUAGACCUGCUUCAAUUUGUAGCCCCAAAAAUGAUGGCACGUGGUAGUGCUCAUUUCUCAUAUGGAAUUGCUGACAAUUUGGAGGAUCCAAAGUACAAUCACUACAAAUAUUGGUCUAACCCAUUGGAGACAAAAUUACCAAAUGCUCCUGAUAUGGAAAUCUUUUCUCUUUAUGGAGUUGGCAUACCAACAGAAAGAGCUUAUGUUUAUAAGUUAUCUCCUUCUUCAGAAUGCUACAUUCCAUUUCAGAUUGAUACUUCAGUUAAUGGUGAAGAUGAAGACAGCUGUCUGACGGAUGGAGUAUAUGCUGUCGAGGGGGAUGAGACUGUGCCUGUUUUAAGUGCAGGCUUUAUGUGUGCUAAAGGUUGGCGGGGCAAAACCAGAUUUAAUCCUUCAGGAAUCCGAACAUAUGUUAGAGAGUAUGAUCAUUCCCCUCCAGCCAACCUGCUCGAGGGUCGGGGAACCCAAAGUGGUGCUCAUGUUGACAUAAUGGGAAACUUUGCUUUGAUCGAGGAUGUGAUAAGGGUGGCAGCUGGUGCUAGAGGAGAAGAUUUGGGAGGUGACCAAGUUUUCUCCGACAUUUUUAAAUGGUCUGAGAAGAUCGAUCUACCCCUAUAAGAUCCACUGGAUAAGAAAUAACAAGAACAGCUUCAGACGCGUGGAAAGGAGGUUUUACUUGUCGGUUGUUGAUCUCUUUUGCAUGAAGACCACUGGAUCACAACCUUCUCUAAUGGCUUCUUGUUCUUGUUAUGUGGAUCAUGAUUGUAUGUGGAUCAUGAUUGUAUGUGUAUACUAAUUAUUGAAUGAGGUGAUUUACACCCAUAUCAGUAUAUCUGUGGACAAGCUGGAAUUUCUGGCUCAAAAACUAAAUAGAGGUUGUUCAUAGUGUUGUUUUU